Messenger RNA from Lycium ferocissimum, 558 nucleotides. Its product is annotated as 10 kDa chaperonin, mitochondrial-like. Gene Ontology annotation, molecular function: protein folding chaperone; ATP binding; protein-folding chaperone binding. Lineage: Eukaryota; Viridiplantae; Streptophyta; Magnoliopsida; Solanales; Solanaceae. The record is from RefSeq and is a predicted model, not a curated record. Gene Ontology annotation, cellular component: mitochondrial matrix. The coding region runs from base 21 to 314 and encodes 97 amino acids. The transcript is spliced from 3 exons.
AAAAUCAAGCAGUAGUUGCAAUGGCGAAACGUUUGAUGCCAACACUAAACAGGGUAUUGAUAGAGAAAAUAACAGCUCCUGCUAAAACUAAUGCUGGUAUUUUACUCCCUGAAAAGUCCUCCAAGCUGAAUUCCGGGAAAGUUGUAGCUGUUGGGCCAGGUCUGCAUGACAAGGCAGGAAACUUAAUCCCAACUGCUGUCAAGGAAGGCGACACUGUUUUGUUGCCUGAGUAUGGUGGCACUCAAGUCAAGUUGGGAGAGAAAGAGUUUCAUUUGUACCGGGAUGAAGACAUUUUGGGAACACUCCACGAUUGAGGAUUGAUAUAUUUGAGUUUGUUUACACAUUACGGUGGGAAUGAUGGGGUUUGGGGGGGUUAGUUUCAAGGAUGUUUUUGAUUAAGUAUUCGAAGUUGACAAUUGUGUUUUAUAUCUAAUGCAAUGAUAGUUGAAUAACCUUUGCAGUUCUAGAGUUCUUGACUUGGAAAACUUUUGUAUUUGUGCAAUUGAGGGGAUUGUGGUUAACUCAUUAUGUUUUAAGGCAAAUGUCAAGGGCGAUCAA